Messenger RNA from Salmo salar (Atlantic salmon), 4016 nucleotides. RefSeq names its product membrane progestin receptor delta. Gene Ontology annotation, molecular function: signaling receptor activity. Gene Ontology annotation, cellular component: membrane. NCBI's taxonomy places the organism in Eukaryota, Metazoa, Chordata, Actinopteri, Salmoniformes, Salmonidae. The record is from RefSeq and is a predicted model, not a curated record.
UUUGCGGUGUUUUUAUUCGCCUGUGAAGGAAUGCAGGACAUAGACGGUUUAUACAGAUUUACACCAGCCUCCAAUGGUCAGGAUAACCGGAUUUACGAUGGGACUAUAGUUUAUUACAAGCAACAAUUGUUCAUUUUGGUCAGUGACUACAUUGCUCCAGUGAAGAUUUGCGCUAAUGAGCUCACCGCCAAUAUAAAGCUGAAAGUGUUUCCUUUGUGGUGGGGGGGUGGGGUGGCCAACGGUGGUGGGGGCUGGGCCCAGGGCUGGGGCUGGGACCGCUGUAUGCAAUGGGAACCAGGGCUUGGAGAGGUGGCCCAGGCCCCAGCGUUUGACUGCCCGGUCUGGUGUGUCCUCUGCCAGGGAUGCAGGGCUAGGCUCAGGGAGGCCUGCCAGAGAGGGAGGGGGGCCAUCAGACUGCCCACAGACAUGCUUAGCAUCAAACUCCCCCAGCUCUUCGACAUCCACCAAGUCCCCAAGGUGUUCCGGGAGGAUGGCAUCAUCUCGGGAUACCGUCACCCCCAAAGCUCCGCCCUGGACUGCAUCCUUAGCAGCUUCCAGAUGACCAAUGAGACAGUCAACAUCUGGACCCACUUCCUGCCCACAUGGUACUUCCUGUGGCGCUUCAGCGUCCUGUGCUCCACACUGAACUUCCUGUCGGAGAGCUACACCUGGCCGCUGCUGGUGUACAUGCUGCUAAUCUGCGUGUACCCCUUCACCUCCAGCUGUGCCCACACCUUCAGCACCAUGUCGCCCGAGGCACGCCACAUCUGCUACUUCUUCGACUACGGCGCACUCAGCCUCUACAGCCUGGGUUGUGCCAUAACCUAUAGCUCCUAUGUGAUGCCUGACUGCUGGGUCAACAGCUGGCUGCACCAACACUUUGUGCCCAUCGCCAUCUGCAACACACUAUUCUGCACCAGCCUGUCCUGCUAUUCUAGAUUCCUGGAGAUGCAGUUUCCACAUCGGAGUAAAAUUCUCCGGACAGGGGCAUUUGUCUUUCCAUUCAUCUUUGACAACAUCCCUCUAUUUUACAGACUGCUGCUGUGCUGCGGGGGCAGCUGCUGUCACAGUGAGGCCCUGUCCAGUCACUGUUACCACCUCCUCUUCGCCUUCCUCACCUGCUUCCUGUUUGCCUCACACCUCCCAGAGAGGCUGGCCCCGGGGCGCUUCGACUACUUUGGCCACAGUCACCAGCUUUUCCACAUCUGUGCCGUGGUGGGUACCCACUUCCAGAUGGAGGCGGUGCUAGCAGAUAUGACCUCACGCAGGGCGUGGCUCAUCGCGCAGGCGGCCGUACCCUCCUUCCUGAGUACCCUGGGGGCACUGGCCCUCGGCAUCAUCCUCAACCUAGGCAUCAUUGGCAUCUUCAGUGCCCCUCUGCUGUGGAACCCUCACCACAGUGCCAACCACCCACUGACGCCACCCACGAAACGCAAGGAACAGUGACACUCCACACAACCAGUGACGACCCAGUAUGUUCAAAUGAAAAGGGUUGGCUAAACCAUUCUCCCUGUCGUGAACUUUGGAAAUAAUAAUCAUAAGAAGUUAUAUUAUACCUUUUAAAACCAGGUAAUAUUUGUAUAAACCAAUUGGAUUAUUAUCACAGGAUGGUUUUUCUACAUGUUAUUCUAACGUCAAUUUAAGGUUUGUUUAGGAGUUUAUUAAUGUCUUCACUGUUUACUUUGAAGCCGAAUACCCAGCUAUUUUUAUGAAGCCUUUCAGUUAUUCAGUAUCAUUGUUUACUGUUAAAAGUAUUCAAGUUAAAGUAUCAUAUGCCAACUUCUUUUCACUUAUACUUGAAAGGAUCUUGGUUGUAUGAAGCAUAUGUGAUGUCUAAAAACACAUAAAAGUGCCUUCUUUUAUAUAUAGUGACCCAAAUGUUACCUAAGUACUCGGAAAUAUUAUUUCUGGUUCGUGUAAAUCUCAAACUGGAAAAAUCUUUAAGUGUAAAUUUGCAGGGAAUUUUCAUAUUAAUAUUUAAGUAUUUAGCUACUGUUUUUCAAUUGUCCUAUAUAUUUGUAAGCCAUUAUUAGAACAUCUCAAAACCCAUAUUUAAUAUAAAUUAUGACUAUCCAUCACAUGAUUCUCAUGACUUCUAAAAUAAUCUGUACUCUCACUAACUGGACUACUUAGUAUGAUUCCACCAUUUUGUUUUAAUAUUCAAUACCAUCUCAUUUAAAUCUCCACUAUGACUUUAAUAGAUUUACAGACCAGUGUAGUGCUCAUUCAGAUUGCCUGCUCUAAACGUCUUCACACUUAGAAAAAAAGGUGCUAUCUAGAACCCUAAAAGGUUUCUUCGACUGUCCCCGUAGGAGAACCCUUUAAAGAACCCUUUUUGGUUCCAGCUAGAACCCUUUUGAGUUCCUUGUAGAACCCUUUCCACAGAGGGUUCUACAUGGAACCCAAAAGAGUUCUAUCUGGAGCCAAAAAGGGUUCUACCUGAAACCAAAAAGUUUUCUCCUAUGGGGACAGCUGAAGAACCCUUUUGGAAACCUUUUUUUCUAAGCGUGUCCCUGAAAGCUACAGCACUGUACCAUGUCUAUGAUUAAAAAACAGGUGCAAUUUUACAGAGGUACGUUUCCAUGGAAACUUCAUGGUUCUUCGCCGUUUGUGUUCCUGUGAAUGCCCAGUCACUUGAAUUGGUCUUUGGAGUACUCUUAUUUUUUACUUCUACAACAUACAGUAAUGGUCAUUGGAUGCAUUUUUUGAAACACUACAUGCUGUUUAAAUGUCAGCGAAUUACUGGAAUUUUAGGGAGAUAGAAUGCACCAAAUGACCUUGUUUAUAACAGCUGAUCUAACUGAUCUGAUAUAACAGCUAUCUAUCUGAUGGAAGAAAUCUUAGAUGAUGGUCACAACAGAACUGAAUGAGUGAUGUCACCUCACCUCCCAGGAAUGGGGAUGUGGUUAGUGGAGGUCAAAGGGUCUUGGCACUGUCGUAUCCAUGUGGUAUCGUGGUGGUCAUUGCAGGUUUAUGGCAAACAAAUACACCACUCACCCCAUGCUGGUAUAACAUUGUCAGUGGCUAUUGUUUACAUGUAUCCUUGAAAAAGAGUGUGGUAUCUCUUGAGUAUUUAUUCCUUGUAGUAUAUGUAACAGCACAUACUGUUUCUGUUCAGUUGUAAAGUGUGGUGCAUAUGUACAGGUAACUGCCAAAAUAAAGGAAACACCAAAGUAAAGCGUCUUAAUAGGGUGUUGGGCCACGACGAGCCUCCAGAACAGCUUCUAUGCCUUGGCAUAGAUUCUAUAAGUGUCUGGAACUCUAUUGGAGGGAUGCGACACCAUUCUACCACGAGAAGUUCCAUCAUUUGGUGUUUUGUUGAUGGUGGUGGAAAACGCUGUUUUAGGCGCCGCUCCAGAUUCUCCCAUAAUUGUUCAAUUGGGUUGAGAUGUGGUGACGGAGAGACACACACACCCUUUAAACCCCCUAUGCUCCUUUGAGACCCCUCUUUCAAAGUCACUGAAAUCUCUUCUUGCCAUGGUAGCCAAAAUAAUGGGCAACUGGGCAUUUUUAUACAUGACCCUAAGCAUGAUGGGAUAUUAAGUGCUUAAUUAACUCAGGAACCACACCUGUGUGGAAGCACAUGCUUUCAAUAUACUUUGUAUGACUCAUUUACUCAAGUGUUUCCAAUUCUGGGAAUUGCCUGUAUAUUUACAUGAUUAUUUUUGUAAAUGUUUUAGAUGAGGAAAAAUGAUUAAUUACAUCCCCAACAUCGUAUAAUCAUUUCUUGACAUAAUAGCACUUACAUGUACCACGCUAGACCUAACACACACGUCAUUAUUUUAUCAUGUAGCUCUGUAUCCAGUAUGUAGGGGAGACCAGGGUUGGUUGUCACAGUGCUUAUAACUCCCAAACUAGAGGGCGCUGUGUAAUCAUUUUAAGAUUAAAAUGUGUGAAUUCUUUGAAAGAACUAAUCCACCUGGUCAAUUUAUGUCAUCAUAACAAAACAUUGAGGUGAGGGGAUUUUUUUCAUAGGUGAAAGUUAAAAAAAAGAAUAAUAAAGAAAUAUGUCAGUA